AUGAUCGGAAUGGCCAAUGAACACUUUAAAAAAAUCACUAGCCAAGAAACACAAGUUCUCCUAAAUUCCAAAGACAUUUUAGUUAAAGUUCUUAGAGAAAAUGCAGAACGCAAUAAAUUAAAAAUUACACAAGAGUGUCUGCAAGAUACGGCUCAGUACAUCCUCAAUGAAUUAAAAAAAAUAAAUGAAGUGAAAAGAAUAGAACAAGUAGUGCAUGAUGAAAUUUGUGAUUCCUACAGAAAGGAAUAUUAUGAAUAUAGAGAUAGACAAUUUAAUGCAGCCUUUGAAAAUGCUCAUAGUAAUUGGGCUAAUAACGAAUUUACAAAAAAUUUUGAUCCAGGUUCAUGCAAAGAAAUCUAUGAUUCUUUAAAAGCCUCAUUAAUUGAAACCUAUAAAAAGCCUUUCACGCAAGAGUACUUCAAAUUUCUGGAUUCAUCUGUGGAGGAAUGGGCAAAACAAAUGAUAUAUUAA
Messenger RNA from Plasmodium cynomolgi strain B, 471 nucleotides. RefSeq lists its product as hypothetical. The record is from RefSeq and is a predicted model, not a curated record. The transcript has 2 exons. The coding region runs from base 1 to 471 and encodes 156 amino acids. NCBI's taxonomy places the organism in Eukaryota, Apicomplexa, Aconoidasida, Haemosporida, Plasmodiidae.